Messenger RNA from Centruroides sculpturatus (bark scorpion), 639 nucleotides. RefSeq lists its product as uncharacterized. The record is from RefSeq and is a predicted model, not a curated record. Bases 1 to 639 code for a protein of 212 amino acids. NCBI's taxonomy places the organism in Eukaryota, Metazoa, Arthropoda, Arachnida, Scorpiones, Buthidae. The transcript has a single exon.
AUGUAUCCUUCAGUAAUGAUUGAGUCUUGUGUGGAUGCGUUAUUGGAUUUCUUGUACAUAAAGAACUCCCAGUUGCUUCUUUACACGCAAGAGCUAGAAGAACUGGCUAACCUGGUGUGCUGUGAGUCGUGCUUCAUCUUUUGUGGUCAGAUCUACAGACAAAAAAGAGGGGUUCCGAUGGGGAGUCCCCUCUCAGGAAUCCUUUGCGAAUUAGUUGUCAGAAGACUAGAAAGAAGGGUUCUUCAUGGGUUCAAAGAUGAUAUCGUAUAUUUCAGCAGGUAUGUGGAUGACAUUCUGAUCUUAUGGAAGAAUAAUAGGAGGGUGCAUGAAUUUAUGAGUAGAAUUAAUGAUAACAAUGAUGGGCUUAGAUUGAGAUUAGAACAAAAGAGUUCCAUGAAUGUGCACUUCUUGGACAUUAAUAUCCGGUUUAUGAAAGGGCAUUUGUCCACAAGUGUUUAUAUUAAACCUACACACACACCAUUAUAUAUACCAUCCCAGUCUAUGGAUCCGUAUCAGUAUAAGAUGGCAGCCUUCCGAGCAUUAAUAAGGAGAGCUUAUUUAUAUUGUGACCAAAUUGCUGACAGAGAGAAGGAGAUUGAUAGAGUAUUGCAGGUGGCCUGGGUUACAGAAAAAGUGUAA